Messenger RNA from Aspergillus brunneoviolaceus CBS 621.78, 795 nucleotides. RefSeq lists its product as uncharacterized. The record is from RefSeq and is a predicted model, not a curated record. The coding region runs from base 61 to 306 and encodes 81 amino acids. NCBI's taxonomy places the organism in Eukaryota, Fungi, Ascomycota, Eurotiomycetes, Eurotiales, Aspergillaceae. The transcript has 2 exons.
CUCUUCCGCGACCAGGAGAUGUGAUUGAUUGUCGAACGACGAGGAUCAUUAGGCGUCAAAAUGAGCUUCUUGUUGCUUCUAUUCUUCGUUUUUUUCACUCCCCUCCUGUUGCUUCUAGCAUGGCUGGGUCUUUCGUCCUGCAUGAGGAACCGCCGCCUGCGAUCGUAUUUCGCAGCCUCGCCCGCCGGACCGGGCAUCGACUCGUACGGUAGACACUAUCUCCGCACAAUGGUCAACACCGGGCCCGCCAUGUCCGAGCAGAUCGAGCUGGACGAUAUGAUGCGAGGAUCGGAACACGAGGAAUGAUCGCGAAGACGUCUGCAUUCAAACAAACACCGAACACUUCAGAACUCUAGAUCCGCUUUCUUCGGCAUGUUUCCGGAAACCGCGCCGUCCUGGCCCUCCUUGUCGCCUUCGGCGGGGGGGAGACUGAAGGGCUUGAUCUCGAACCUCCGCCGACUCAAUGUGAAGGCCCAGUCCUGGCCGACGUUCUGGUCACUCCCGCCACCACGCUCGUGCAGGACUGGUAGCCGAUGAGUCUUCAACAUUCCUUGGGGAGGCUCCUCGUGGGACGUGGCUGCGCCGGAGGUGGCGAGCGCGUCGGCAGAGUGAGGGAAGGGACACAGCUCGAUGACUCCGUCGCUGAUGAGUUCCAUCCAUCGGACGAGGCCUGACGCGCGAGGGAACAGAGACAAGGGGAUUGUGAUCAUCGCCGUGGCUCGAACCCCGGGCGUGUUGAGCAGUGCUCGGAGGGAGUGGAGGAACGGCAAAACGCUAUCAGGUUGGCUCGAUUCG